Messenger RNA from Ipomoea nil (Japanese morning glory), 682 nucleotides. RefSeq names its product protein FAM32A-like. The transcript is spliced from 3 exons. Gene Ontology annotation, cellular component: nucleolus. NCBI's taxonomy places the organism in Eukaryota, Viridiplantae, Streptophyta, Magnoliopsida, Solanales, Convolvulaceae. The coding region runs from base 133 to 519 and encodes 128 amino acids. The record is from RefSeq and is a predicted model, not a curated record.
UCGAGAGGCGGGAAGCAAUUCAUCGGAUAAAUGCGUUCCGCUGCGUCCAUGUAUUGUUUGCACUAUCUCUCUCAAUAGCUUCCUCCGAUCAGAUCAGACUACUUGCAUACUUGUGGAACUUUAUCAGGAAAAAUGUCAGCAUAUGAAAAUGUAGUUGUUGGAAAGUUGAAGCUAAAGGGCAAGGCUCUAGAUGUGAAGUCUGGAGGUGCCAGAAAGAAGAAGCACAAGAAGCUGCGUGAUCGUGCUCAUGUGUUCCGAGUCACACGGAAUGACCAAACAACAGGUGGAAGCGGUGGGUUGUCAGAUAACCUGUAUGAGAACGACAUAGAAACUGCGAAUGAACACGACAGCCAUCUUACACCAGCGGAGAGACGAUACCUUGAGCAAUGGGAGAAAAUAAAUAUGCGAAGACUAGCAAAGGAAGCCAUGAAAUCCCACCGUGAUCGAAUUCAAGAGUUCAACCAGUAUCUCGCUAACCUUAGUGAGCACUACGAUAUUCCCAAGGUUGGACCUGGUUAAUGCUACUACAUUGUAUGGUUCAAAACCUGGCAUUAUAUUCUAUUUCUAAGCAGAAUAUGACUAUGACUGGAUGCAAGUUUAGUGAUUUUCUUUUUGUAAUUGGACAGUGCUUCAUGUUAUGGAGCUCUUGGUUUAGUUUAUAGUCUAGGCUGAAUUCAGAUUA